CUGAGCACCGGAGAGAACAAUAUCUAACUGGAGAAGUAAUAUCCAGUUCCCACACCAGAAGAAGAGGUAACUUAGAUUCUAAGGAAUCAGUCACUGUGAAGCUAAUUAAUUCCCUGAAGAGUGUGGCCAAAUACAUCAGAGUGAAACAGCAAAACAUCUUUGACAUCUGACAAAACACACUGGGCCUUCCCAAUGGCUGUGCAGGACAAGCUGCAAGCAGGCAGACAAAACUCCGCUUGGAAACUGGGACUAAGUCUUCUCCUUCAUCGGUUAUCUGGAUUUAGUCUCCAUUCACCAACUGCAUGAAUGCAGCCCUUCAAGGAGAAGGGCCCUUUAGAGCAACAUGAAGAGCUCAAGAGUGACCGUCCAUCCCCACUGUGUCAGAAGCACAUGAUCAUAGGUUUGCCCUGCUUGAGUCACCCAAGAAAUCAGCAAGUCUCUCCAAUUUAUCGUGGCAGCAUCUUUUUAUUCUACUUCUGUCUGCAGAUACAGGUAUUGGUUGCAGGAGCAUUCCAAGUCCAGGGACCCAGUGAACCUGUGGUGGCCAUCCUAGGUGGAGUAGCUGAACUGCCAUGCUCCCUUUCACCUCCUCAAAGUGCAAGGAACAUGCAGAUUCGCUGGUCCCGCUCACUGACCUCCCAAGUGGUGCAUUUGUAUAAGAAUGGGAUGGACCAGCCUCAGGAAACACUGGAGGAAUAUAAAGGAAGGAUAAAGCUUGUGAAAAAUGUGAUAAAUAAAGGAAUUGUGGUCCUGAGAAUCAAUAAUGUCCGACCUUCUGACAACGGGCAGUACUACUGUCGAUUUCAAAAAAACUCCUUGGACAACCAUGCAGUGAUUGAACUUAAAGUGGCAGUUCUGGGCUCAGAUCCUCACUUCAGUAUAGCAGUUGCUAAACUCAGUCAUAUCCAAUUAGAGUGCAAGGCAGAAAACUGGUUCCCUCAACCAAAGAUGCAGUUGAUGGACUCCCAUGGAAUGAUAAUUCAAAAUGUGUCUGAGUCUCAGAAUCAAGACCAAAGAGGCCUAUUCCAUGCAACAAUAAGUUUGUUAGUCACAGAAACUCUGCAAGAGACUAUGACCUGUUCUGUCUGGAACCCAGUAUUAAAUCAGGAAAAGAAAAGACAAUUAUCCGUAUCUGUUUCUGAGCUCUCCUCCAGUUCAUCAAGUGUCACAGAACGCGCGCUGUGGGGAACAUCUGUGGGGAUACUAUUGAUUAUCAUAAUCAUUGGGAUUUGUCUAUACUUUAAAAAAACGCGAAAAGAUAGUCAUCAAAGGUGCUCCACAACUGAAGACAAUUGAUAGCAUGUUCCAUGAAUCUGCAAUUUCAUCCUGAAACACAAGCUAAGUGCACUGCCCUUUUCAUUCUCCAGUACCACAAAGGACUGUUCAAUCUCCACUGCACCCCCACUCCAUCAUCUGUGAACACUUCAACUAAAUUUGGGACCCUUGGACAUCACAACAACAACAAAGGGAAGGAGAGAAAAUUCCAAUUUUCCUUGUUAUUUUACUUUAAUCCAUGAAGUAUUUAUAAAUGUACCAGUUUCCAGAUAGAUUUCUUAAGAUAUCCCUAAUUUAUUAUCAUGAUGGUACAAAAACAUGAGUAUUAAUAUUAUAAUGGUGCCCUUGCCAAGAUCUUUGAACGUGUUGUAGUAAAAAAUUACUUUAUAUCACUGGGGAUUGCACUCAUGAACUCGUGGUUGCUCAAAAGUUUCCGAAGUCACCAGGGUAAAAGGAUAUUCUGGGAAUUCCUAACAACGGAGCUGUCAUGAUUGUCUCCAGGCUGAAGACAAGAGGCUGGGAAAGCGUAUUAAACAGUUGUUUCAGGAACACCCAAUACUGUAAUCAUUUUAAUCUAUUGAGAUUUGUUUUCUUGCUCAAAAUACAGUCUAAAAAGAUGGUUGAUACUAUUUCUAUCUUCCUGAUUCUAUUGAGGUAUGUUUUGUGGCCUAGUACAUGGUCUAUUUUGGAAAAUGUUUCGUGGGCACUGGAGAAGAAUGUGUAUUCUUUCUUUUUGGGGUGUAAAGCCCUGUAUAGGUCUAUAAGCCCUUUCUCUUCUAUUUCUUCUUUCAAAGCCAGUGAUUCCUUGCUGAGUUUUGUUCUGUUGAUCUAUCCAGAGGUGAUAAGGCGGAUUGCCACUCAAUGCCUCUUUUGCAAACCACAACACACAAAAGGAGA
This is a messenger RNA of Sorex fumeus (smoky shrew), 2172 nucleotides long. RefSeq names its product butyrophilin subfamily 1 member A1-like. NCBI's taxonomy places the organism in Eukaryota, Metazoa, Chordata, Mammalia, Eulipotyphla, Soricidae. Gene Ontology annotation, molecular function: signaling receptor binding. Gene Ontology annotation, cellular component: external side of plasma membrane. Gene Ontology annotation, biological process: T cell receptor signaling pathway; regulation of cytokine production. The transcript has 8 exons. The record is from RefSeq and is a predicted model, not a curated record. The coding region runs from base 307 to 1296 and encodes 329 amino acids.